GUAAAUUUGCACCAAGAGCGAGCUGAACAACGUUAAAAGUGUCUUAUUGCAAUUUUGUCAACUAUACCAAAUUAGCCAGCUGAGGGGGUUAGGGCAACUGGAAAUAUUACUGAACACUGUGGCCGAAGAAUAAGAUCAUUUGCAAAGAGGCAUUAUGGCAAGUGGUGGACCCCCUAUCGGGAGGGCAGGGAGAGCCGCCCAGUUGUUAAAAGCUGUACAACAGCCUGUUCGGAGACCAGGGGAGCAUGAGGAACAAGCCUCACCAGCCCCAGUGCCCCAGGCUCAGGGAGCUAAGGUUGAAUCACCAGCCCCUGUAGUGCCCGUAGGCAGGGGGCUCAUGAUGAAAAAGAUGCUGGAAGAGAAGAAAAAGAAGGAGGCUGAGAUGGCCCAACAAGGAGUUGAGGCUCCAAGGCCUGUUGGAAGAGGGGCAUUAGCCAUGCAGUCAUUGGCAAGUGCUCUACCAGUAACACCUGGGACCCCUCCUAGAGUGAAACAAGCAUCCCCACCCCAGAGAAUCUCCCCUCAGAAGCCAUCACCCCAGCAACAACAGACUCCAAGGCAAGCUACUCCUGGUCAGCCCCCUGCAGAACAGGAGAGAAAAUCUCGUCUGAUGUUUGCUCUGGAAAGGGAGGAGAGGCCAGGAGUUCAAAUGAAGGGAACUUCAGGCAAACAAAUACACCUGGCUACUAACUAUAUUAGAGUAGAAUCUUUGACGCCAGAGAUGUAUCAAUAUCAUGUGUCCUUUGAGCCAAAUGUAGACUCUAGGAACAUAAGGUUUAAACUACUCAAUCAGCACAGGGAUAUAAUGCCGUAUAAGGUCUUUGAUGGAGCAAUGCUGUUCCUUCCAUAUAAUUUGGGAAAGGAAAAAUUAUUGACAGCAGAACGUCACACUGAUGGAGCAAAGAUCACCAUCAAGUGCACUCUCACUAAAGUGGUGCCUCAUGAGCAGAACACUUUCAUCUUUAACAAUCUGUUCAAUAGAGUACUAGAAAAGCUGAAAAUGGUCCAGAUCGGUCGGCAUUACUAUGACCCUCAUCGACCAGCAGAUGUACCCCAACAUAGAUUGCAAGUGUGGCCAGGAUACAUCACUGCUAUUGAGAGGCAUGAGGGUGGUCUCCUAUUGCAGGCAGAUGUUUCUCAUAGAGUCCUCAGGACAGAGACUGUACUUGAUGUGCUGGACACACUGGUUAAGAGGUCCCCCCAAACUUUCCAAGAUGAGGCGGUUAAGCUCCUUGUAGGCACAACUGUAUUGACAAGAUACAAUAACAAGAACUACAGAGUAGAUGACAUAAAUUUCUCUAUGUCGCCUGAAGAUACCUUCGCCAAUUCCAAAGGGGAGGAGACUUCCUUUUUGGAAUAUUACCAGAGGGCCUAUGGUAAAGAAAUUCGGGACAGACACCAGCCAUUGCUUAUCAAUCGGCCAAAGAAACGAGAACAAGGAGCUCACCACCUGGAACAAAUAUGCCUCAUUCCGGAGUUGUGCUAUUGCACAGGGCUCACUGACAGUAUGAGACAAGAUAAUAGGGUUAUGAAAGACCUUGCCUCUCAUACCCGCAUCACACCCGAGAAAAGGAUAAUCGAACUGCGAAAAUUUAUUGAUGCCGUCACUUCCAACCCUGAGGUUGUGGCCAUGUUAGAGGGAUGGGGUCUGAGAUUACACUCCGACAUAAUGGACACCAGUGGGAGAACAUUACCUCCUGAGGACAUCCUCACUGGUGGUCGUUUAAUCAAAGGAACUGUCCAGGCUGAUUGGGGUCGUGACAUUGUCAGAAAUAAUGUCAUUCAAGCGGUGGACUUGAGGUGCUGGAUUGUAAUUGUUACAAACCGUGACCGCCAGAGGGGUCAAGAUUUUGUUGAGAACUGUGGUAGAUCAUGUGGGGCAAUGGGAAUACGAAUGGCCCAACCAAAUGUGAUAAUCAUUGAAAAUGACCGAACUGAGUCCUACCUUAAAGCAAUCAGGAAUUCCAUCAAUGAACAGGUUCAAAUGGUGGUGACCAUCUUCCCCACUCUGCGAGAAGAUAGAUACAGUGCUGUGAAGAAAUGUUGCAAUAUUGAGUGUCCUGUAGCGUCUCAGGUGAUCAUAUCGAAGACCAUUGGAGAUCCCAAGAAGUUGCGUAGUGUCUGCCAGAAGAUUCUAUUGCAGAUGAAUGCCAAAUUGGGAGGUGAACUCUGGGCUGUUGCCAUACCACCAAAAUCUUUGAUGGUGAUUGGUAUAGAUGUUUAUCAUGAUGGUAAAGGUAGCAAUAAGAGGUCUGUUGUUGGUGUUGUCUGUUCAAUCAACCAACGCCUCACUAAGUACUACAGCAGGGUAGCACACCAAAUGCCUGGAGAGGAACUGGUUGCUAAGCUGAAGCCCCUAGUCAUUGCUGCCCUCAGGAAAUACCACGAGGUAAAUCACUCUCUACCAGAGCGUAUUGUUCUGUUCCGUGAUGGUGUUGGAGAUGGCCAGCUUGACAUAGUAGGAGGCUAUGAGGUGUCUCAGCUUGCGGAGUGCUUCCCUGUUUUUGGUGAAGAGUACCAGCCAAAACUGACUGUUGUUAUUGUCCAGAAACGUAUCAACACAAGGAUGUUUGCCAUCCAGGGCAGGAACUUUGAGAAUGCUCCGCCAGGCACAGUGUUGGAUCAUUCAGUCACCAGGAGAGACAGGUAUGAUUUCUUCAUUGUGUCCCAGCACGUGAGACAGGGAACAGUCACCCCUACACAUUACAUUGUUGUCCAUGAUGAUUCAUCGUUCAAAACAGAUCAGCUUCAGAGGCUAACAUACAAGAUGACACAUCUCUACUAUAAUUGGCCUGGUACAGUCCGUGUACCUGCACCUUGCCAGUAUGCCCACAAACUAGCAUACCUGGUGGGUCAGAGUCUCCACAAGGAACCCAACAUUGCCCUGUGCAGCCGCCUCUUCUAUUUGUAAAUGAUGUGCUCAAACCACCAUGAUCUAUGCAAGAGAUGCUCGGAGCCAAAAUGCAUUUAUGCGGUAAAUGAACAUGGUUUAGCAAUGUGGUUGAGGGACCAAUCAGGAAGUGAUAGUCAUAUGGAUAUUAAAUGUCCCAUAUUUGGUGCUCGGCUUUUAAGAAACUGAAGGGAGAUUAAGCGCGUAUGAAACACUGGCGUGUACUUCCAGAAUAAGGCGGCAAUAACUAUGUAUUUGCAUAUGUACUUCAAGCGAGUUAUAAACACCUGGUUAUCUGACAAGUAUAAAUGAUCUCUGAUCUUAUUAUGAUCUUUGAUCAAACUGUGAUCUCAGAUCCAACAAUGUAUAUUGAUCUUGGAACCACUGAUGAUCUUGAAUUUCACUGAACCAUUUACCAAUAAGAAAAAUGGCUUGAUUAAUAAUCAUAUAUUUUUGGUGGUUCUAGCUUUGUGCAAAAUGAAAACAUGUACAUGAUGUAAAAUAGGAUAACGUGCCUUUGAACUGUACAUAGGUAUGUAAAUAAACAUAUUGUAUAUGGGUGUGAUAUUUAUUUUAAAUCUCGGGGAUAGUCUAUUUGAUCUGAAUACUAGAACCAAAGCUUGUGUUUUUAUUUUAAGAUAUGUGCACUCAGUAUUUGUUUUAUCUUAGUCUGUUAAGAAGUAUACGAUUUGUUUUAGGAAUAACUGAUUUUAGUUAAGUAUCAUUAUCAAGAAUGAUUCUUGUACACAUCGUCUGUGAUUCUCUAAGGUUGAAAUUAUUCAUUGUUUUCUUUUAAAUGGCUCAACCAAGGAAGAGGUGUACAUUAUAUUUAUUAUUUGAAAACUGAAAUACAAUGAAUAAAUUCAAUCAUAUUUUUGAACCUAUCAUACAUAGAUGUGAAAUGUUGGUAAACAAAAAGUAGCAUAAAAGAUUUUUGAUGAUUAUUGUAAGUGCAUACAUUAUUUAGAGAAAGUUGAAUUCAUGUACAUCAUUGUAGAGUAAAGAAUAUGGAAGAUUAGCAUGGGGAUGUACAUUUGAUCGAUAUGGUCAUUUUAUUUUAGAUAUAAGCUCUUCUCGGUAGACAGUAGCUAAUCUGUGGUUUUGAGUGCCUGAACUGAUCAAAAUACUUUUAUACUGAGCAAAAAUGGCAGAAACUUAAUUUUGUUAUCUCUAA
Molecule: messenger RNA, 4064 nt
Organism: Owenia fusiformis
Lineage: Eukaryota; Metazoa; Annelida; Polychaeta; Sabellida; Oweniidae
Source: the annotation of a GenBank genome assembly